AUGCAAGUAGGAGAUAGCGAGUCCAACACUUUUCAAGGAGGAAGCUGGAAUUUUGGUUUCCUAGGAUGCAACUUCGGAGGAAACACAGCAAGGUCAACGUCCGAUGCUGUUACGACGGGUGAUUUAGGAUUCUUCAAUCUUCAUUCGGAGGUUGUUGUAGAAGAUGUCCGUAUUCGAGCAGUAUCGGUCGUAUCUUCGUCACGUUUUCGUUGUGCAUGUUGAAAAUGUAGAAUAGAUGAAGAAACACAAACACUUCUUCAUAGAAACUAUUCUUCAUCUACUUUAUCUCGAAAUAUGCUCUAAUCCAAAAGGCCUCCGGUCUAUUCUCGCACCACCACCGACUCCUGGCGCUCCGCCACUAGGCCAGAACGAUCUGCAGAAGAACAGAGAUGGUCAACAACCACAUGUAGCGGAGAAAGUAGAACUCUUGGACAACGCAGUCCAUAUCAUGCAAGGCGGCAAGGUCACUGUAGUUGCGAAGACCCCAAUCGCCGCUGAAAAACCCUUUAUAGUUAAGGCUUCCCCUAAUCCAUCCCUGUUGUACUAGACAUCCCUCAAACAUAUUAUGCGCCCUGAUACAAGGGAGAUACAACUGACGCCCAUUACAAUUGAGGGACUUCGUCCACAGGGAUGAAUAGGGAAGAGCUCUAAUAUAGGUUUUCAGGACGACAAAUACUACCUUUUAGUUCCAGCCGUUCUGAGAAACCACAUCGGCGUUACCUGGUCUCCAGGUACUACAGCACCUCUGAGGAUUCCGUUUUCUCGUGUCUUCGUUGCAGAACCAAAUAUGCCCAACGUGGCGCAGAAAAUCAAUGCAGCACUCUCCCACACAGGCUACGCAAUACUGACACCUGGGAUCUACCAGUUGGAAGAAUCCCUAGUAGUGUCGAAGCCAAACUCGGUCUUGAUGGGAAUAGGGUACGCGACAUUGGUUGCACCCCCUUCUAAGAGAUCACCUCUCUCGCGCAGUACGAGCAGAACUGCAUCUUCUGGAUCGUCUUUGCAUUCGAUCCAAGUCGAUCCCUGCUUGAUCGUCACAGAAUCCGCAAGAGGCAGUCGCGUAGGCCAGUUCUUGAUGCAACCCGCACCGCCGCACAGCGAUCCGAACACGGUGUACUCUGGCCUCUCUCUGGUCCAGGUGGGAGAUCAGACUAGACCUAUAUCUGCAGGACCGAGUGAUGCGGAAACACCUAUUUUUAUGGCUAAAAGUUUCAGCACCAGCACCUAGUAUAACUAUAAGUACUUUGAUAUUUAUUCCAGCACUGCGAUUGAAUCUAAACUGGAGUUCUUGUGUAGUGCUUGUGGUAUUGUCGCAUUCUUCUCGAAUGCUAUUCCAGAUGACCCGUCGCGUGAAGCCCCCACCUAGUCUCCCUGUCACCCCAUGCACCAUUCAUACCCUUUCUCUACGACCUGUUCGCACGUGUAGGCGGAGACAGCGAUAGUUCAAAGGCGUCCCCAGCGAUGGGUGCGAGAUUAUCUGAGCUAUUUGACGCACAUCACAAUGGAGAUGGAAGGACAAGUGGGAAUGCAGGAGCCCAAGGAGUUGCCUCGUCAUUGGAUGGUCUAGAAACGAUGAUAACCAUCAUGGCGAGCAAUAUAGUGUUGGACCAUGCCUGGUUAUGGCGUGCUGAUCACGACCUUGGUGGUGCAGUGCGUGGACUUGCGAAUCCGGUUCACAUUACGGCCUCAUGGUGAUUCCAAUUUCAUCUAACCUAACCAAACCUCUUUCUUGCCCACCCUCUUACUUUGACAUUGCCAUUGCGCGGCUGUAUUAAGUCCUGCUUGUUGCGGCAUUCGCUUUUGAAAGUCCUCGUUGCGCCAACAUUUUCAUCCCCUUCUGCAAGCUGACCUUCUAAUCGUCCAGGCCUCCAGGUCUACGGAAAUGACGUCACCGUCUAUGGCUUAGCGGUAGAACACCACUUGGGCGACCAAGUCUACUGGCUUGGGGAUAGAGGCAGAGUCUACUUUUUCCAGUGUGAGUUCCCAUACGACGUUCCACCAGCGUACGCGGACAGACAUGUAGGUUACCGCGUAGCACCUACCGUCCUUAGCCACGAGGCAAGAGCUCUAGGGCUUUACGCCUUUUUCCGCGACUAUCCCACACAAGUGAAGACCGCGAUUUUGACCACUGAUAAUUCGAAUGCUCUGGGGUCUGCUGAACCUCCGCUGUUGGUACCUAUCCAUUUCGAAUACGGAACAAACGACAGAACGAGUAUGGAGAUGGAAGCAGAUACAGAGGAUAGGAUCUGGAUCAUGACACCUACAUAUAAUAGAGGAAGAGAUGGAGGUCGACCGCAUGGCCAUGGGGACGAUGACAGGGGGUUUAUUGCAAGACUUCUAGAACUUCCCUCCUUUUCUAGAAGUCCGAUCAUGGAUAACUACAACAUCACAGCUCUUCUAGCCUCCACACCGCAAACACAAGAAGCCAGCUCAGAAGCGCAACCAUCUCUAGCCCAAGUUGGUCGUAACGUCCAAAUUAACGCCUGCAUUCGCUACCUAGGUGGAAAUGGGGGAAUCUUAUCUGUGGUGGACGGAUUUGGGUCUCCGGUUUUCCAUCACAAUGCAGGUCCACACUAUGUCGUACGUACGGGGGAUUUUAUUUCGUAGUCAAUUUCAGCCUCAACGGUGACACGACAGAGAAGCCGAGCGUCGUUAUCCCAAAACCGAAGAGGCCGCUGGUUGUAUAUGGAAGCGCUCCAUAGUACUAUCUUCAUCUUCCUCGCAUGAGGAGGCCUGUACGUCUACACGCAGGAUUGAGUGUUACCACGUUUACAUUCAUUCUUACUUUUUGUUCAAUUUCUGCAGUUCUUUUCCGCGGGAAUCAUCCUUCGUCCAUGCAUUUUCCAGCAGCCAUCAUUUGCGCACAAACACAUUCACAAUCAUAUGACUGCUUCACCAUAAAAAAUUCAUUUUGAUUUACAUGCAUCGCAACAGCAACAACAGUAAAAUGGGUAUCGGGAUUUUCGUAUUCCGUUGGAACCAGUGGCUUCCGCUUGUUUAUUUUGAAAGGUGCUUUAUUCUUAUUGAGUUUUUUCCAUACGUCUAGUAAGUAUAUUAUUUUUCAACAGAAGUUAGUAUAGGUCAAGUUCUUGUAUUCUUCUUCGGUACGAAGAUGAAGAUGUGACGCAUCAUGACAUCAAUAAUGUGCUGUUGUCGUGCCAUCAUAUGAUGAACGGCCAUGUCAGCUAAGAUUGUGUCCUAUCCAGAGUGAAUACUGCGUUCGCGCUCCUCCG
Messenger RNA from Amoebophrya sp. A25, 3233 nucleotides. The record is from the annotation of a GenBank genome assembly. Lineage: Eukaryota; Dinophyceae; Syndiniales; Amoebophryaceae.